This is a messenger RNA of Castor canadensis (American beaver), 813 nucleotides long. The record is from RefSeq and is a predicted model, not a curated record. Lineage: Eukaryota; Metazoa; Chordata; Mammalia; Rodentia; Castoridae.
CCAUAUUUACUUUGUUUAUAGGAUAAAAACAAGAAGCUACGUCCCCUGUAUGACAUUCCCUACAUGUUUGAGGCCCGGGAAUUUCUUCGAAAAAAGCUUAUUGGAAAGAAGGUCAAUGUGACUGUGGACUACAUUAGACCAGCCAGCCCAGCCACAGAGACAGUGCCUGCCUUUUCAGAGCGUACCUGUGCUACUGUCACCAUUGGUGGAAUAAACAUUGCUGAAGCACUUGUCAGCAAAGGUCUAGCCACAGUGAUCAGAUACCGGCAGGAUGAUGACCAGAGAUCCUCACACUAUGAUGAGUUGCUAGCUGCAGAAGCCAGAGCUAUUAAGAAUGGCAAAGGAUUGCAUAGCAAGAAGGAAGUGCCCAUCCACCGUGUUGCAGACAUUUCUGGGGAUACCCAAAAAGCAAAGCAGUUCUUGCCCUUUCUUCAGCGGGCAGGCCGUUCGGAAGCUGUGGUGGAAUACGUCUUCAGUGGUUCUCGUCUUAAACUCUAUUUGCCAAAGGAAACUUGCCUUAUCACUUUCUUGCUGGCAGGCAUUGAAUGCCCCCGAGGAGCCCGAAACCUGCCAGGAUUGGUGCAGGAAGGAGAGCCAUUCAGCGAGGAAGCCACCCUUUUCACCAAGGAACUGGUGCUGCAGCGAGAGGUAGGGCUUCUCCCAGUGACUUCCUGUAUGGGAGGGGCGAGAACAUAGGGCACCUUUGGUCCGAUGCUUUCCUGCCAUGUCAGAGAUAGUCUAUCACCUUUUCCACUGCUCAGCCAUGCACAUCCAUAAGCCAUUCUUGUGUCUGCCCCCACAUCUUAUUUUCUU